UCUUUAACCAAGUGACCAGCCUAUUUGUUGAGGGCAUUGCCAUGGAGACGCAACCAAAACAGUAACGUCAGCAGUCGGGUUUCGAGAUCACGAGGAAGAAGUGUUAAUUUUCUUUUAUAUUUAAAAUUAUCUCACGAAACGACAUUGUAGCUUUUCGUAUUUAAAACGUCAUAAAUAUUGAGCGAUAUCAUUAGUUCGAUAUUCCGGUUUUCUUUCGUGUCAGUUUAUCCAGGCAAUAAACAAGCCAGCUGGAGCGUAUAGCCCUAACUUUACAACGGAGCGAUAGGUGGAAAUAGCCUGCAAGAAAAUAUCGUAUAAUGGUGGAUGUUACUGAAUGCGUGAAAUAUGAUCUAAUCUUUACAGUCUCGUAUCAGUUUAAACUCCCUUAGCUAACCUAGCAUGGCUACUUAGCUAUUUGUAGCUGUCAUUUUGCCGUAGAUUACAAUUGCGUCCUCGAUCUGCAUUUGUUGGUGAAGUCACGUUUUGAGUAGUCCUUUUCGUUUAUUCGCUGAGAAAUGGAGGAUUCCGAGGUUAUUAAUUUUUCAGCGCUGGAGAAGGAGUUGCAGGCAGCGUUGGAGGCAGACAAGAAAUAUCGACGGGAGAAUGAUGCAAAGUUUCGCGCAAUACAUCAGAACGUUGGCUCUUAUGAGGAGUUUAGAGAUAUAGUACUGGCGUCGCACCUGAAACCACUGGAGAAGAAGGACAAGGCGGGCAGCCCACGCACGCAGCCUUGGAACCCCAUGGCUUCUGGAGCCAGGAAGUCAACCACCACACAGUGUGAGACCAUGGAGGCGUCCGAGUUCCGGCCCAGAACGGCAGCCGAGUUCAGCCGCGACUGGCGCAGGUUCGAGGGGAGCGCGGAGGACAGGUACCAGCUCCUGGUCUCCCUCGGGGGGGAGGGGGUUGGGCGGCUCUUCAGCGCUGAGGUGGGGUGCGGCCUGCUGGGGGAGUUCCUGCUGGUCCUGUGGGGGUGCCUGCGGCCCGCGGACGCCGGGGCCGUGCUGGCCGUCCUGGAGGGAAUGUCCCGGACGGGCCGCUUCGGGCUCAACGUGUCCUUCCUGAGCCGGGCGGAGAGGGACGCCUGUCUGCGGCUCAUGGGCAAGCUGAUGGAAAUUUUGGGGGACAGGGACCCUGGAACUGCAACUGGGCUUCGGGGUGCAGAGGCUAACACAGGACAGGACGGGGAGGCUACAGGGGGGGAGAAUGUUCUGGAGAAAUUAAAAAGCCUAAUGCUACUUUAUGAUGUCCACAUUGAUUCUCCUAAAUAAAAAGUAAUCCCUCUACCUACAUAGGGAUAGUUCUCAUUCAGAA
Molecule: messenger RNA, 1311 nt
Organism: Anguilla rostrata (American eel)
Lineage: Eukaryota; Metazoa; Chordata; Actinopteri; Anguilliformes; Anguillidae
Gene: dnaaf19
Product: coiled-coil domain containing 103
Exons: 3
Coding region: 516-1268 (250 amino acids)
Biological process (GO): epithelial cilium movement involved in extracellular fluid movement; determination of left/right symmetry; inner dynein arm assembly
Cellular component (GO): outer dynein arm
Source: RefSeq, a predicted model, not a curated record